GGGGAAUAAGACUGAUACUAGCGCUGCUGUGAGGCUUGCGCUGCUGGGGAGUUGGGGGACUGGAUAUACAUGUUGGUGGGUGUGGAUUGUCAUGGGGACACUUUGCGCAUCGUUCGGGUUACUCUGGUGACGCUCCAUGUUGAACCGUGGGAAUGUUGGAACCUUUGUGAACGUGAGAUACACACUCCACUCCCUUGAUUUCUUCCUUUGGCGAUGAAUGAGCGCUGGACGCGUCGUGGGAAUGACUGAAACGCUGUUAUGACUGUCGAUUAAGAUACCUAUUGCUCAGUAUUAUUUUGUACUUUUAUUCUCUAUCUAACUGGUAUGGAUCCGAUAAUGUCUCUAUCCACCAGAACUAUAUGGGUGCUUGGGGUGAGCGGGCAAAUCGCUUCCUAGUGAACGGCAGACGCAUACGAUGAGUCUAUUCAGUGACUAGUAGAUGCAAACCACUAGUUUUAGGGAGUCACCAUUGACAGCCUUCAUCGUUCUCAUCAUGAUGGAUUCUCUCAGUACUGUUCUAUAUAGGACAAUAACAAGAAAAAGGAACCCCUAUGUCUCUAAGCCUACCUCAAGCACCGAUACAAUGACCAGAUUCAAUAGCUUCGACACCGCAGCGCUACCACAGGAAGACUACUACGAAGCCUGCGAUCUAAGCCGCUACUUCGCCAACUUACCCGACCUCGCGUACUCCACCCACGCCAACCCUACCUGCGAUUCAGACGUGAUCGCCAGAUCUGGCCGUGCAGAUUCUCCAACUCUAGGCUACGACAAUUCCCUCCCCCCACGGCACCGCGGGAUCCACGAGCCGAAACUCUCUCGCGCGACAUGGAUCGCCGGCAUCGAGACGGUGCUGCGCCCGGUAGAAGAUGCGCAGAAGAGAGCGCUGCUGGAAGAAGCGCUGUAUACGCUUGCUCCAAGGGAGAAGAUGGACCGGAGGGAAGCGCCGCGGAGGGAGGAGAGGCAGACGCUGGAACGAAGGGAGGAGGGGUGGAAACGGCCGAGUGAUGCACAUUCGGGGCAUAGCGUCGGGUCGUCGGGUGGAUUGGGAGGGCUGCUUAGGAACUGGAGACGGAAACCGCCGGUUAACAAGACUGGUUCGUUUCGGAAGAGCCAGCAAUCAGUGCCGCCACUGCACCAUCACCAACGACCGAGCUCCCCGUUGAGUCCUCCUGUAUCAGCAACAGAAACAGCACUGACACCUACUCCCCUCCAACCCCCUCGCUACGAAUCCAUCGAAGACAAACUCCGCCGAAAAGCGACCGAAUUCUCCAAACUCCACACAGCCGAAGACGACGCCUACGCCGAACACCUCCACCACCUCACCACCGAGAACCCCCCCUCUUCUAUCCUCUCUAACUUCCUCACCCUCCGCCUCCACCUCCAAGCAUCCUGCGUCCCCCAGCACGACGCGCUCCUCGCCGCCGUCGACGACAUCGACGCCUCCCUCGCGACGGCCGGGGAAUGUGCGGAGGCGGCGGAGAUGCUUGCGCGGCGGAUUGAGGCGUGGAUGGCGGUGGAGAGGGAUGCGGAGAUGCUGGUCGACUCGGGGACGGUGGUGGACUUUGUGGGGAAGGUAGGGAGGGUGUGGGAGAUGGUGGGGAGGGUCAGGGAGGGGGUGGGGGGAAUGGAGGGGGGGAUGAGGGAGGUGAGGGAGGGAGCGGAGGAGAUGGUGGCGCAGGUGCAGGAGGCGAGGUAUGCCGUUGCGGUGGCGCAGAUGGGGAGAUGAGGGAUGUUGAAAGGCGGAUGCGAUGGAUGACUGAUAUGGGAGACUUGGAUAUAAAGAAGAUAUGACGGUGUAUAUGAGAAUGAUGAACUUAGAUAUCGGACGUCGUUACCCCUGAAUGAUGUCCUCAGAUUUAUCUGCUUACCUGGCUGUCCUGAACCUAGAGAUUAGAAUUUAGAACUGGUCAUAUUAGUUUCUCAUUGAACACCUGCUAUCCCGAUCAAACAUGACUCCUUGAGACCGAUCAUUGUAUUAACUUGAAGAGUUCCCCCAACGGAGUUCCGCCAAUGGAACCGGAGGCCUCAGCCCCCUGCCACGCCGCACCCAAUCCCCGACGUCAAUUCUUGUAAUUAGCUGGCAUCCUCUGC
Molecule: messenger RNA, 2091 nt
Organism: Eremomyces bilateralis CBS 781.70
Lineage: Eukaryota; Fungi; Ascomycota; Dothideomycetes; Eremomycetales; Eremomycetaceae
Exons: 1
Coding region: 440-1726 (428 amino acids)
Source: RefSeq, a predicted model, not a curated record